Molecule: messenger RNA, 1840 nt
Organism: Paramormyrops kingsleyae
Lineage: Eukaryota; Metazoa; Chordata; Actinopteri; Osteoglossiformes; Mormyridae
Gene: kcnip4a
Product: potassium voltage-gated channel interacting protein 4a
Biological process (GO): regulation of potassium ion transmembrane transport
Cellular component (GO): voltage-gated potassium channel complex
Molecular function (GO): potassium channel regulator activity; calcium ion binding
Source: RefSeq, a predicted model, not a curated record
GCGACCAGCACUGGGAGCGAGCCGGAGAUCGCUCCUCACUUUCAGAGUACGGGACGCUGCUCUGUGGAAGCAGGUGUGGCGACAGGAGCAACUGGAGCUUAGUUUCGGGCCGAGGUUAGUCUGCAGCUCGGGGUUAGUCUGCAGCUCGGGGUUAGUCUGCAGCUCGGGGUUAGUCUCCGGAGGGGGAUCGCUCUCUGCGUCGUCGUGAGCGCGGCCGCCGUGGAGGUGGAGUGGUUUAGAGCCGCUGGCAACCAGAGUGCCGGGUCGGGGGACUGGAAUGGCAGCGACCCGGGGGAGAUGCUGACCACGGUGUGGGAGACGGAGGGGCUGCAGACCGCGGGAAUCGUGGUCAUCGUCUGCGCCUCGCUCAAGCUGCUCCACCUGCUGGGGAUCAUUAACUUCUCAGAAGACAGCGUGGAAGAUGAGCUGGAGAUGUCCACGGUGCGCCACCGGCCCGAGGGCCUGGAGCAGCUGGAGGCUCAGACCAAGUUCUCCAGGAAGGAGCUGCAGAUCCUGUACCGAGGCUUCAAAAACGAGUGCCCGAGUGGAGUCGUCAAUGAAGACACAUUCAAAGACAUCUACUCUCAGUUUUUCCCACAGGGAGAUGCGUCCACUUACGCCCACUUCCUGUUUAAUGCCUUUGACACAGAUCACAAUGGCUCUGUGAGUUUUGAGGACUUCGUCAUGGGGCUGUCUAUACUGCUGCGAGGGUCUGUCCAAGAAAAGCUGAACUGGGCAUUUAAUUUGUACGAUAUCAAUAAAGAUGGAUACAUAACUAAAGAGGAAAUGCUUGACAUUAUGAAAUCUAUUUACGACAUGAUGGGAAAAUGUACAUAUCCCAUUCUGAAAGAGGAAACUCCUAGACAGCACGUGGAAAUUUUCUUUCAGAAAAUGGACAAAAACAAAGAUGGAGUGGUCACCAUAGAUGAGUUUAUUGACUGCUGCCAAAAUGAUGAGAACAUAAUGCGGUCAAUGCAGCUCUUUGAAAAUGUCAUUUAGAAGUGGAGGAGUGUCCUGGACUCUCUCAGAGGUCACAUCCUCCUUCUUCCGGACAGCCUCUGAGAGGGACCUUUAAUUCCAUUCUGCGUGAUGUCACCACCUUGCGUCGGGGUGCGUUCUGUGUGUGGGAGGAUUAUGCAAAAUAAGCUUAUGUCAUUCUACAGCUCCCAUGAUUUAAAUCCCGAAUAAGGUUUUAUUAUUAUUAUUAUUAUUGUUUCCUGUUUGAUAGUCUACAUUUCUUGUUUCUUGUUUUGUGUUGUAGAAAUGGGGGAGGGGGAAAUAAAAUCCAGAUUCUUUUACAUGUAAAAACAAACAUUUCAGCGUCGCUGCUGGUCGCUGGUCAUCGAGGUCCAGUUCGGUCGGCCUGAUGUCCACGUCUCUCUGCGUUUGUGUCGUGCUGGAAUGGCCUCCCUUUGGAGAGAGUGUGUCAUUCUGUUAAAUUUGUGUUUUUGGGACUUUAUGCGCUCAUCUUUCUGCCCCCGUCAUCAAUGUACGAGUUUCACAAGAUACCACUAUGAUUUGUCAUGAGGCGAUGCAUCCUACUGCGCUACUACUGCUGAGAAAAAUAACGAGUGUUGUCUUCGCAUUCUCCCAGAAUGUUGCCAUCUAGCGGCGCCUGUUCAUUGUGCUCCUUUUGUGUGCUAUAUGUUCAUUAAUGCUUCCGCAUUGGUUUUAAACUCUGGAAUAACCAUGAGCCUCUCCGUCAGCCAGACGUGGCAGAAGCAUGCUCGAUCAAACUUGAAAUUUCAUGUCUGAUGAAAUGCUCCACUGUGGACAAAGAGUCCGUUUGGAACACUUUUUCUACAGCUGUAGAUACUGAAUAAAUGAAGUUACAGACGCG